Messenger RNA from Cetraspora pellucida, 310 nucleotides. The record is from the annotation of a GenBank genome assembly. Lineage: Eukaryota; Fungi; Glomeromycota; Glomeromycetes; Diversisporales; Gigasporaceae.
CAAGCACAAAGUGGGCAAGCACAAAGAGGGCAAGCACAAAGCAGGCAAGCACAAAGUGGGCAAGCACAAAAUGGGCAAGCACAAAGCAGGCAAGCACAAGGCAGACAAGCACAUGAUGGGCAAGCACAAGAUGGGCAAGUGCAUGGUGGGCAAACACAAGGUGGGCAAGCACAAGAUGGGCAAGCACAAGACAGGCAAGUGCAAGGCGAGCAAGUGCAUAGUAGGCAAGCACAAAGUGGUCAAGCACAAGGUGGGCAAGCGAAUAGCAGGCAAGAACAAGGUGGGCAAGCAAAUGGCGGGCAAGCACAAG